Messenger RNA from Prorocentrum cordatum, 819 nucleotides. The record is from the annotation of a GenBank genome assembly. Lineage: Eukaryota; Dinophyceae; Prorocentrales; Prorocentraceae.
AUGUCUCAGGGGCGCAACGCCGGGUCCGACAUGGACGGCGGGUCAAACGGCACGGCCAACCGCACCGGCAACCGCACCGUCGACACGAGGCUGAGGAACCUCUACGGCUCCUCGGAGGAGUGCGACCUCUGGGUACACCUCAGCCUCAACGGUUCGCAGCCGCCGCUGGGCGCGGUGCUGGACGAGGCACGGGGCGCCUCGGCAGGCCUCCAGCUGCUGUGGCACGAGCGCGUGCGGUACGAAGAGUCGCCCGCGCCAUCGUCCAAGAACGUCUCCGUGGGGCCGUUCUCCGAGGAGGUGCUGAACGGGACAGUGCUGCCCUUCGUGCACGCGACGCUGCUGCGCACCGAGCUGUUGGAGGGCGGCCUCGAGAGCAUUCCACCCCACCAGGUUGUCACCCAGUCCCUGGCGCUGGUCGCCAUGCUGCGCGAGCUGCGCCCCGCGGAGCAGGCGGGGAGCCUCUUCGCCGGGGAGGACGAUCCUCCGAGACCCGUUCUGAACAUGUCUGCCGUCAGAUUGCCGUACUUCAAGACGAAGGUCGAGGUGCGACCCGUGUUCGACCAAUCUAGAAGAACAAAACACCGGCAUAACCAUCAAUGUUCGAAGGUUUUGGCGGAUUUCUGGGGUCGGCGUUGGACCCCCCUCCUUACAUUCUUGUCGGCGCCUCCGCUGGCUUGGGAUAGGGUGGAGGGAGGGAGGGCCCGACGCGGGCCCAUGGAUUCUGCUCGGAUCUACGAAGGUUGUUGCUAUGCUUGCGCGUGUUUCUUGUUCUUCUGCAAUCGGUGCAUUCCACGGCGGUCGUCAAAACUCCUCCGCUGA